Molecule: messenger RNA, 12008 nt
Organism: Dermacentor albipictus
Lineage: Eukaryota; Metazoa; Arthropoda; Arachnida; Ixodida; Ixodidae
Product: PRKC apoptosis WT1 regulator protein-like
Biological process (GO): positive regulation of apoptotic process; apoptotic process
Cellular component (GO): cytoplasm
Source: RefSeq, a predicted model, not a curated record
CUCGGGGGCCUUGACUUGUGGCGGCCUCUACUAACCCAAAGGGCAAACUACUGGCACAUAUUUUCAUAACGGACCCAGCUGAUGAGAUCAUCGCCUCAUCUCGCCUGCUUUGUGCGACGCGACGGCCUUGGCUUAGCGUGGUGUCGGUGCGCCGUGUCGUUCGGUGCUUGUUGUGACCGCGACGACGCAACCAUGACAACGAUCGGCGAGCGCGGUUGCCGCGAGCGGCACUGACGACGCGAGGACUCGGCGGCGGCAGCCUCCGCGUCGACGGCGACGUCGGGAGCACAGCCGCAGCCAAACGCAUCACGUCUUUGACAGCAGCUAGGCCUAGCAGCUGUAGCAGUACGGCCAGUCCACGCUCCGUACCAUCGCGGACGACGGCUAGGACGACGACGGCACGUCUUCUAGCGAUGGCAUCGAGUUCGCUCAGCCAGGAGGACGUCGACCACGAGCUCGAGGUGCAGUGUUCGCGUCGUUCGCGCAUCCGAACGGCGCGUGCGGUGACGCGCACGGCCGCGCCGCUCGCGGUUCGGGACCUGUCGGCGCCCGACUGCGAGCUCGGGUCGCUGGCGCUCGAAUGCGGAGGCGGCGACCACGACGCGUCGCCCAAGCCUCGGGCCAAGGACAAGCGAUGCCCACGGCCCAACCACGCCAACAAAUGCAAGGCGCAGCGAGAGCGUCGAAAGCUUCGCGAGAAGCGGCGGAGCACCGGAGUGGUCCACCUGCAGUCCACCGAGAGUACGGGUGGCAGCACAGGUGAAGAUGAAGAGCUGCUGAAUAUGUCAGCCGAGACGCGCCGCAACACCAGCCUCAACGAGGCUCUGCACCAGCAGGACGGGGCGUCCCAUGCCAUCUCUUCUUCCGCAGUGCCAUCGGGUGGAGCCACCAUGACAGGGACAGCAGCUUUCCAAGAGUCGAGGCCAUUUGGCAGACCGUGCAAGUGCCGGAACACCAAGAGCCCCUCUGACCGGGAUGCCGACGACGAGGACAACCAGGAGUACGACAGUGCUGUGAACCAGUCGGACGGGGGAAACCUGAGCUCCCAGGGGACUACUGCGCUGGCCCCGCUGCCGUCUUCCUCCUUAGCUCGAGGGGUGGCUGACUGGGAGGACUCUACGGGGGUGAACCAGGAGGCCCUGCAGAGGGCGCUUGGGGAGGCGGAGCGGGUUCAGGAGGAAGUCCGUCGACUGGUGCAGCUGCUCAAGGAGAAGGAGCUGCGCAUCCACUCACUCGAGCGGAGGGUGCUCGCCAUGGCCAAGGAGUUGACCGAGGUGACAGCCGAGAAUAGGGAACUGCGCGAGAUGAACAGCGCCCUCUUGGACGGAGUGCCUCUGGCCAUGCAGCCGCCCGCCAAGGAGUAAGGCCCACGCUCACAGACAAUGGCAGCUGCUCCCGGGAAGCUCUUCGUUCUGCAACAGAGCCCCGACAAGCAUCACACGUGCAUCUGUGUGUGCCAGCCGCGCCUGUUCGUGCGCUCUCGGCGGCGGUCGCUUUGAGGCAGCUUUUCUCGCGUUUCUGCGCUGUGGACAAUCCGGAGCCGGCGAUUGGCUGCCCAGGUGGGCCCUCUGCGCAAACGCACCCGAAGAUGGUUUACCGCAAGUGUAUGCAUUCGGUGAGACGGGCAGUCGCAGAUGCUGUCGCGACGCCCGCCCGGCUCCGAUUGUACAUGCAUGACAUUCGCAUCUGGGGCUAGUGCUAUGCGACGAUUCUGACCCACUUUGCUUUGAAGCCGGUUGCUUUUGCUUGUUUGUCAGCAGUCUGAGCCGUGUUUUGUCUGCCUAGUGACAAUUUGCGAGGAUGACCAGAAAGUUUCCUAAGAAAAUUCUGGGGGCACUAGUGUCUACGUGGACUGCAGUUGUGGCAGUUCAGCCAGCAUGCAAAUGAUGUGCUUGCCUAAACGUCAUCGAUCUGACUUCAAAAUGGCUUUGCAACCUUGCAAAUUGGCCAUUUUCAAUAAAAUACUGUGCUGCAAUGCAACAACGGUAAGUGCACAAGUGCAAAAAUUGCAGUUAUGCAUGUGCACAGAAACUUGUUGCAUUGGUGCAUCUAGGAAAUUUAGAUUUCUUAGAAAUUUAGAAAAAUAAAGGUCUAAUGAAUAACACCACCAGGACAUAUGAAGCCAGAAGCAUGGUUAUUAGACUGAAGCCAUGUAUAGCAUGCAUCAUUUUCAUGACGGGUGAACAAUCGAAGCACCAGAGUUCCCUCUGGUAACUUUUCUGCUGGAAACUUUAUGCGGACGACGGUGACACUUCUGGAACGUGCCUGUUUGGACGUUCUGCCGUUAGUGAUGGACUGCAUCGCGUCCUUCUGUCGGUCACUUUGAGGCAGCUUACUUUGUGCACCCUAGACUUUUUGCUGGAGUAUCCAGAGCUAGCCAUCGUCAGCCGGUUACGUAGGAAAUUUCGAAGCAGUGUUAGUUGGUUUUUGACCAGCACGACAAACAAGCGUGGGCAGGGCAAGAGAGAAGUGCGCUUGUCUUUGCUCUUGUCCAAUUGCCUUGCACCGUUCCCCCUGUUGCUUACGUAUUGCCACCACGCACAUGGCCAAAUCUUCGGGGAUGACUCCCAGGUCUGAGUUUUGAUGGGUCCAGCGGGCACAGGUGUUUGAGCCUUGCGUGACUAUAGCCUUUGCUGGAACGUUUUUGUGGGCUAGUUGGGUGCACAUCUGUUAGCGUAAUUGUAUGCGCAAAAAAGAAACACAUAGCCAGAUAAGGACACACUGAUAGAUCGAGUGCAAAGUCUUGCGCACAUCCUGGCAGUGUGUGAAAAAAAAAACUCACAACCACACAAAAAACGGACAUUUAUGCUGGCGGACUUAUUGAACAUGUGGCCAUUUUUGACCAGUGCCGAUAGCAUCCAGGUUUAGGCCAGUGACUUUUUAUUUAAGCUUCAUUCCAAACUUAAUGUUUUCAACCUUCAUCAUAGGCAUGAGCUACAUGAUAGAUGAUUAUACAUAGGCUUAACUGAAAGAAAAUAAUUAUGAUGCUCUAAAUUCAGUUUAGGAGACUGCAGAAAAUCCCUGGAAGACAUUGACUAUAUUUAAUACAUCACAGCCCUUGCGUAACGUGAUUGAAAGGCAGAGCUGCCAAUCUCUGCUGUGCUUUUAAUGCAGUUUAAACAUAAUGUUUCAUGCUCUUCAUCUUAUGCCUGAACUGAGCUCACAAAAGGUAGAGCACACACCAGUAAACUUCAAUGUAACAAUGUCAUAAAGUAUUGCACUCCACUUUCUUAUGCCAGAAAUAUUAUUAUUAUAUUUUUUUGCAUUGAAAUACUGUACAUUCUUGUGUGUGGGCUGCACCCCAAAAUUUUGUUGAAUAUGUCAAACAUUUUCCGGAAGUUAUCCGUGCCAGGGCCGUAUCUUGCAAAGUGUGGUGCAUUCAGAAACAACCACAAUCAGUUCAGUCGUUUGACCACUGGCACCUCGAUGCCCUUUCCAUUGAAUGCCCCCAUCUUCCUUAGCAGCAGGUGUGAAAUUUUGUCACAUUGAAAUUGAGCACUUUGCUACAUCGAGGCUAAAAAUAUGUGCGUCUCGAAUCUUAUGAUGCAGGUGUCUGACUGUUCUGAGGUCAUAGUUGAGUAGGUUUAGUGUUGUCUGAUUGCACCUGAAUUUUCCCCUACAUGGUGGUGAGGGUAAAGCUUGGCUUGUGUUUUCGUGGAUGUUUCAGUUCCUGCCACGUCUUCAAAUAAUCUUGCCGAAACAAACAUUGGAAUUUUCAUUUGCUCUGAACAUUUGUUCAAAUCCCCAACAAAAUAGCUGCUCUUAAAGGCCAGAUGCAGCGUAUGCUAUCCCCAGAAUGGGCUGUUUCACACAGUUCGAGAGGUGGUUUGGGACCCCUUUGUGGCUCUUAAUAACGCUGUAGCUUUCCUGAAAUUGUUUCAGUAGUAUCUACAAUUCAUUUAUAACCAGUUUAGCCAAAUGGAAAAUUUUGCUGCAUUUGGCCUUUAAAUAGUUGUUAGGUAAAGUUGGAACCAUAGGCCCAAAUGUUGACUAAAAAAUGUGCCGUCCUAUGUUUAUUUUUUAUUAUUUUUAUUUUUCUACUGUUUGGAGAAACGCCUAUACAUACAGUAGAACUCCGUUAAUGCAAUGCCGUUACGUAUGAUUUUCUGGUGCCAACGUUCACGGUAGAGAACACAAAAAAUGACCCAAGGGAGUUAUGCUUAUUUUUUUUUAGUGGUUCAUACAGUCCCGGAAAACGCAAAUCUUUCGGCACCGAAAUUCACUACAUCGCCAAACUGUGAUCAUGCGAUAUGUUUUCCAUCCGCUAGAUCCCGUGUAAACAAAAAAAAUGUGCAAGGCGCGUGCAGCUGAGUACGAUAGCCGCCCACUGCGGGCGCUUCACCCGAAUACAUACUUGCCCGCCCGGGUCGCACGAAAACAUCAGCGCGCAUUCAGUUUCUCAUUCUGGUGCCAGCAAAUCUCCUCCCAAGUCAUCGCAGCUAUCACAGCCAAUCCCAUUGCGAUAAGCAUCUAUCUGUUUUUACAAUGCAUGGGGAAUAAUGCUAUCGGAAGCGUACUGCAUGCUUUUAGUAGGCAGUAAUGCAAAUGCUCUGCCGUUGCCUACUGCGGGCAGCACAACGUAAGAGUGCCACGUUUUGCUCCAGCGGCAUCCGGCAUUGCCCGCAAACUCGUUUUGGUUUCGAAUUGCCGGCUGAAAGCGCCACCCAACAGGAAAACAAUAAAACACGUCUCGAGCUGCCAGAGCCCCACCAGCUCCACGUGCGUCGGUAGCUUGUGCCUUGUGCCGCCACGAUUUCUGCAGCGCUUCGCAUUACAUAGAUGUCACCUGCAGUCAAGUCUGCCAAAUUUUUUAGUUGCUUUGGAUCAUAUGUUUUUCGAGUUGGUACGUUUUUCUCGCCUUUUUUUUUCCAGAACGUACGAACGAGGGUUUACUGUACAUGACUAUACAACAAAUAAGCAAGAAAUACAUUCAAAAGAAAUCUAAAUACAGAGAAAUGUAUGUAGUAUUGCAUGUAUAGCCAUGUAUAGGCAUCUCUGCUUUUUGACUUUCUGUCCAUAUUAUUGUAACUUUCCUCUCCACUACCUUUUUUGUUCACCUUCAUCUUUCUCACCGCCACGGGACAGUUCAGGUGUCCACUCAGAAUUGAGACAGUUACGAUGCCCUUAAUUUACUACCUCUUUUUGUCCUUUUUAUAACAAACGACUACUAGUGCUACUACUUCUACAACAUAGGUUGGCACUGGUCACAGCUCUGUUGCUAUGAUAGUGCGAAUCUUGCAUGUACUGAUUAAGCUCUGGAAAUUGUAGGCACCUGUUAGAGAAAUCUUCAUGCGCUCUGCUCAACUUCAAGCUUGGGGGAUCAGCUUAGUGCCCUUCUUGUACAUACAAUUCUCACUCGAACCACUUGAAAGUGCUUUGUGCACGAGGAAUAGAUGGCAGUAGAAGACAAAGCAUAGUAGGCUGAUAUAGCACGUGAUACAGGGUUUGUAGUGUUCCUUGAAACCCUUGAAUGGUGAAAAUACUGUUUCCAAGGCCAUUGUAGCCUUUAAGUUUUAUGGACUGCUGCUUAAGAGGUCCCUCGCUGGGAUUGGCCAUUUUUGACAAGCAAGCAUAGGAUAUACAUGACACGCUGGCAAAUUGUGCCUGCAGAGUAUUGCGGCACUGUGAAAACACGAGAUUUCUUUAGAGCAAAUUCCUCACUCCUUCAUUCCCGAGGCAGUGUGAACCCAGCCAGAGUGCCACGGUAACAUGCACAAAUGCCUCUUUGCAGUGCAUGUUUCUUCACUCACCAGGACUAAUAAUCCAAAGUGGAAGAAACAACGGUACAAGAAAGAAGGCAGAGCUUAUGUGGCUGUAAGUCUCUCGGCUAAGACGGGGAGGGAACACCGCUUGGGAAUACUACUAUAGGGAGAGAGCGUCUCCAUCGACAGUGAGGCUCUGCUCCGAGUAGUAUGGUAACAGGACAGCUAAUUUAUUCUAUCUGCUUUCUAUCUGAUUCGAAAAAAUUCUUGUGAUAAAACGCUCGUUAAACGGCGCUUUACAGCUUCGAAUCUAUAGCCAAAAUUUGCAAUAGGGCCUAGUGAGGGGCACUUUCAUAAUCCUUGAGUUUUGUUUUCAGCUGAGCUUCGUAGAUUUUCAUAAGCAUAACUGACCACAAGGUUUGUGCAAGCGAACAGUCAGGGCAAUCCAGUUUGAUUAACACGUUCAUGGUAAGCAGCUAACAUUGUACUGACUGGUGAUGCGGAAAAGGCUUAGCAAGUGUUGUUUUUUUAUUAUUAUUAUUGUUUGCUCAUUAAGGCAGGUGUUUUCAUUUCACGCUAUCAGUUGUCAUGGUGCUCCAAUACAUGAAAAUGCUUUCUCAAAGCCUUGAUAGUCUGAAAACCUUCGAACUUUUUCUGCAAAAGCUACUAUAAGCCCUGUUCACAGCUUGCUUCUAGGUUAUGUAGCCUUGCAGUCUUUUCAUAUGCAAGGCAUUGUCUUGCCUCUCUAGUGCAGCAGCUUCAAAGCAGCAAAUAUUUGUGCGCUGUAUUGUGCAUAAUUUCCAGGGCAACAUCUAGUGUCGGCCCACAUUUGGUAAGCAUGGCUAGUGGCAUAACUAGCAGCAUGUUUAUGCUUUGAUGUCACCUAAAGUGACACUAACAAGAAAAAUUACUUGAUGUCGCCUAAAGUGACACUGACAAAAAUUACUUAAGCUAUGUUAGCAAAUUAUGCUUCUACGACACCAAGAAAGUGACUGUUAUUGUAAAAAGGGCCUAGGCCAACGAAAAAAAGGUGCAAGUACAAAAGGUGGGUGGCGAUGCCGCCUAGGCGUUUAUGCACCAGCUUGUCAUGAUGUGAUGGAUAUUGGUGGCAUUUGCUCGGGCCUAGGCGAUUUUUGUAUUGGUAAAGAUGGAAUAUAUUCUGCCCUGAAAACCAGAGGGAAAUGAAGCGAGUCUUGAAAAGUUUUACUAUGCCACAGCAGCCCAAAUAUGCAUCUAUAUGGGCACAAAAUUUUUAAAAAUGGAACUCUAACCUUCUAGCCUGUAUUAGCACAAAAUGAAUGAAAGUGGAGUCCUCAGAAAAAAUUUAUCAGCAUAAACUGAUUGGGUGUUUCUCUCAACAGUUUCGCUUUAUGACUGGAGUCUUAUGGAACGUCUUCAAGUAGCGUGAUGCUUUUUUAGCAGUUGAGUGACAGCAGAGUAACACAGUAAUACCUCAAGGGAGUACCCACACUGUCAACAUGGGUGCAUCGAAGAGUAACUAGAGUGAAGAAAUGAAGCGCUUAUGCUAAUGGCCAAGAGAGCAGUUUUGAAAUAACAUCCUCUCAACAUGAUGCGGUAUUGAUAGCAGAUUCGUUUCAAGGAAUUACACAGGUAGUUCCGAAGCAAACAUCAAACAGCAUUUCAUGAGCAGCUAGGUACAGCCGACAUGGGUAGGCACAAUGAUGUUUAAAUGGGGAGCGUGCUAUGCAUAGUACCGCAACACCUUCGCUGCCCGAAACAAUGAGACUCGGGUGCACGAAAGGCUAGCCGUUGGUGUUCAUUAAAGCUCAUUCCUGCAAGCAUGGGCGUGCCGAGAAAAAGCGCAUCCCGCUAAGGAAGGGAAGCUGUGCUCCUUAGUGUGCCUUUGUAUGAUCGCUUUACAGAAUAGACAAACCGCAUCUGAAGAAAUGCAAGAACGUAAAGCACAGGUGUCUUAUCUGUGUUGCCGGAGAAGACAAAGGUCUCCCCAGUUUUUCUCAAGCCGAUCACAAAUCGGAACCACUCGUUCAGCCUGAGCAGUGCUCCAACCUCGGCUCCAUUGUCGCAACUCGUACUGAAUGUGAUAUGGCACAGUGGUGCAGACGGAUAUACAAAAAGUCGGCACUUUUAAGGAGGUUUUUGGCCGCAGUGGUGCAAGUGAAAUUUACAGUCGCUUGCAGAUUUAUGCACUACAGCCGGGAAGGAAACCUGGCAUAUGCCAAGCCGAAUAUUGGUGUGGCAGUUUUACAGAUUGGGGUAAUCGACUUUUCACAAGAUGGCAGCACUGCCCUCCGGACUCCAGGGCACAGAGGGUUCCACACUAUUGCAAACUGUGUGGAUAGAGUGAACAGGUUUUGGCAGGCAUGAACCUUCAAAAACCUGUGAAAGUGAACUGGUUCACUACAAAAUCAGUAAUUACAAUAUGUUAAUUAUUCUCAGAUAUCUGCUACCAUAUUUUUCGAGUGGCUGCGCCAGUCCUGUCUUGUCAUUUUCUGGCUUACAUAUUCUCCGUCCUCGGUAAAGGUGACACUAUGGCCAGCUUGGAGCACUAUCAGUGCUUUAGCUUAACAUGAUAUUUUCCUCUAGUAUUCCUUGCUUGGUCUGUUCUUAGUGGUUGAACCUCGUGAUUUGGUUUGUCGUAUUCAGAUCUGGAAAUAAUAUUUCAGACAAUGUUUUGUGAGCAGAGAGUUAAACACCUGUGGGGUUAGAUAUCCGGUGGACCAUUAGGGUUACAGAAUGGGUGCCACGAGAAGGGAAGCGCAGUCGAGGACAGCUGAAGGCGCUAAUUGGAAUCGGCUGGUGCAGGACAGGGGUGACAGGAGAUCACAGGGAGAAGCCUUCGUCUUGCAUUGGACACAAAAUUGACGAUGAUGAUGAUUAUGAGAACCUUGCUUCGACUUUGCCACUGCUGCUGUCACUAACUUGCAUACCACUUUAGGAGAGGGUUCAGAGAAGUGUGGCAGGAAGGAAAGAUGAUGUGAGAAACUCGUUUGCGUCUUUGCUCCGCGUUGCAUGUGCACAAUGCCUUCCCGACUGCUCUAAUUAUCCGUGACCCCCCCGCAACAGCAUUGCAGAAACUGCAGCGCUUACCGUUCUACUAAUGUGCCAAGUCCAGAGGGGUAGAACCGAUGCAGUCACGAAACAAGUGAAUAGCAGCGUUUACAUCCUGUUUUACAGUCUGUCAGUAUGAAUCCACUGCUAUCUUCAGUUUUGAAGACUGAAACUUGUUUUGGCUGUUUUAAUUGGUCAUGCAACUUCACUGCCUAUUUAAAAGCAGUGGCUGUUUGGGCAUCCAGGUGCUACUCUAAAUGCCCAUUAUUUUUGCGCAAUCUUGCCGGCUAUCCAGCGUGUUUAUCUACUAUGCCCCUCAAAGAUUUGACAAGUCUUAUCCCAUAGCAGUGGUUUGAUUUCAAGACUGCCUUGUAGCACUGCUAUUCUUGCUUCUAUUGAAUUGUCUGGAUUGGUUCCAGUGAUGUUACGGUGAGGUUAUCUCAGACGCACUGGCUAUGGCCCCGGACAGUGUUACUUUACUGGGAGUGAACCCAUACAUUAUUUUUCAUGUGCAGAAACACAGUGUGCAGAGAACAAAGAUGCAUUCUUAGCAGCACUUGCACAAAUAGUUCCUUCAUUCUUUCUAAGUGAAGUUACUGGAAGGCAGAUGUGCAAACACACAGGAAGGAAUGAACAUGCGAAACAAGUAGCAUCAAUAAGAAACUAACUCAGCCUAACUGUUUGUUGACCGGCUUAGUGGCUAACACUUCAUUACAUUGUUGUGAUCGCAAGCACACUCCGAUGUUUGCACACAGUAUAGUUUUGUUUAGGCAUGAGCACGAAGUUAUGAUCGUGGCUUUGCAUAUCAUUAAUAGCAGUAGUUUGUGCAAAAGUCAGCCCUCAGUUAUCUUGCUCGAACAAGAAAUGUCAUGCGUAAAUAGUUAGUCUUAGCAACUGCCCGCACAUGUCCAUGAUUGACAGGUUGACGCUGCUUCAACUUGAGUAUGUGCAGAUACCGUAUUUAUGUGAUUAUAAGGCCAGGGCACAUUUGGGGUACCUAAGGAAAAGAACCUAGGUAUGCACACUGAUAUAAGGCGAUAUAGAGUAGCUGACAGAAUAUUGAGGCAAAAGCCUUAAGUGGCUCGUUAUGGCACCAAAUAUGGGGGUCGAACCCUCGAGUUUUCGUGGGAAAAAGCAAUAGGAAGUAACAAAACAUCAGAAUGAAAAUGUCAAGUAACGUAAUGAAUGUCUCGUGUGCAGGCAAGCUUUCACCUUCGUCCUCUUUAGAGUAUGCUAAAGUGACUGCCACCUUUUCAGGCUUGACGGAGAUCACCUGAAGUACCAAAUAAUCGUUAGCCCCUGGAAUAAUUCUUGCGAAUCAUACACAAAUUUUACCUUGAGACGCAACUUCGUGGUAACCUCAUUUUCGCCUUAUAGUGUGGCUUUACGGCAGUGCACGACGUGCUUCCAUGAAGGCACCAAUCAGGCAGAAUUCAUGUUGCCAUGAUGUUACACCUCGAGGCAGAAUUUACAUAUAACCUACACUCAUGCUUUGCUGCUAAAUUUUUCUAAUUCUUGGUGCAGGCUACAUGUACAAAAAGUACGGUGCUGCCUCACCUAGCAAGGCUUAUUGCUAAAAUUUUAGCUACUGGCACCAUAUUGACAUAGUAACUGAACCUAUCAGCCUUGCACAUGAGGUGGGAGAUCACUUUAAGGCUAACUCUGGAGGAAAAGAAUACCUCACCUUAUAUUGGAAUAAAUGUGCUAACUUUUGUCUCUUCCUUCGCUUUCCUCCACUGUGCAACUCUACAGUUGAUAGCCUGUGUUGUCUGUGUAGUUCCUUUUGUGCGUGUUUGCACAUCUGAAUUUUCAGUACGAUGAAAGAUGUAAAUAAAUAUUAUUUAUUUUUCGCUUAUGGAUUGUUGGAAGGCUGAUGCACAUAACUAGGUUCAUGCAAAAACGGCAUACUUUGAUGAUGAGUUGUUUAUUCAUCUUGUGUCUUGUCGGACUGUUUCUGCGAAUAAUGCAUCUCCACCAGCUAACCGUAAUGUCCGCUGUCAUUAAAACAUGUGCUUUCACAAAGGUGAGGCUGGCACGCUUUAUAAGAACGUGGAAAAAUUGUGAGAUGCAAUGUUUCCUCCUGUAACAUGCUGGCUUGCAAUGCUUUUCAUGACUGUCUUUUACAUGCCAAGAUAGGAGAGAAAAGACAUGUGCUACAUCAUGUGUACUCAUCUUCCAUCAGCUGUGUUUGACAUUGCAUGAUCGUGACUCAUUGGGCAGCACCACCAAGCAGUGGCAGCAUUACUUGUAAUGCUUUUUUUUUUAAUGUCAGCAUUUAUUCAUGUGGCUGCUAUUGUCAAGUUUUCCUGGUCAAUUUGGAACAGCUUUCUGUUUUAUGGAUCGAAACACAUGCUUCUUGUGUUGAUUUAGGGUGUGCAUGCAGGUUAUAGUGGCAUAUGACAAUUGGUCUGUGUGGCAUUGAGAUUGCCAUUACAUUAUGUAUAGGACCAGCCAUUUGAUCAGGCCUCCUGAGCAGUGGAGCAAAAAAAGGCGUACGAAUUGACCAGUGGAAUUCACCUUUGGUCAUUGGACACACUUGAAAAUUUGUGUUGGUACUUUUUUGAAGUAUGUCGCUCUACCUUAGCACAGUAAAAGAUCGAAUCGAAACUGGCCUGUAAAAGGUGGCUGAGAUAGCAUGACCUGACUGUGCAUGUUUAUGACGUUUAAAACUAGGUACAAGGUUAAGGUUGUGGUCACCUUUUAUUCCUAUUUUUGUUCUUGCAUUUUAGUUUUGAAGACCCUUCUAUAGCACUCACAGUGGUCUUUUGUUUUGUGUAUGUGUGUGUGUCGGUUGCCUGUGUGACAUUGAUUUGCCAAUUUCUUGGAGUACACUGAGUAUGCACUGUUCCUGGUGCAUCACUGCUGUUUCUUUUUUUUUUGCACUUUUAAACUUGAUGAGAUGGAACCUUCAAACCAUGUGAUUCUGUGGGAGGCUAGUUCCUUCUAUUUUCCAACAGUCUGAAUGUGUUUCCAUCAGCUGGAAUACUGAUGCUAAGUACCUCACUCUCUUAAGCGUUGCCUACUAGAAGCGCUAUAUCAAAGUACGCAGUCCACCUUUUCUCUGCUGUGCCUCAUAUAUCGAGGUGCGUGCACAUUUCGGUUGUGCUGAAGAACUCUGUACAGUGACUGCUUGCAAAUCACUGGGAGUGCAAAUGUGGCAAGUCAUUAUUUUUUGCCAGCUUAAUUAUGAAAGUCAUUGCUGCCAAAGUGCGCACAUGUGUCUGUGUGCUGUGCUCUGCUUGGAUUCUUGAGGAAUAAAGCCAUAGCAUGCCAGUA